AUGCGAACGUACCUCGCGCGCGUGGGCUAUUCCGUCGCCGACCUCGACAGCCUCAACGUGAUUCACGUCGCGGGGACAAAGGGCAAGGGAAGCACCUGCGCUUUCACAGACUCCAUCCUCGCGCGGCACCGCGCCGCGUCGCCGCGCGGGGUACCGCGGAAAGUCGGGCUGUUGAUUUCGCCGCAUUUGAUUGCGGUGCGGGAGAGGAUACGGAUUAACGGGGUGCCCAUCUCGGAGGAGCUGUUUGCGAGGUACUUUUUCGAGGUAUGGGAGAGGUUGGGGGAGGGGAAUAAAGUGCUGGAGGAGGAGGUUGCGGUGGGGACGAGGCCGAUUUAUUCGCGGUAUUUGACGCUUGUGAGCUUUCAUGCUUUUUUGAGCGAGGGGUGUGAUGUUGCGAUAUUGGAGACGGGGAUUGGAGGGGAGUAUGAUGCUACGAAUCUUGUUGGUAGACCUGUGGCGACGGGGAUUACGACGUUGGGGAUCGAUCAUGUUUUUGCGCUGGGGGAUACGGUGGAGAAGAUUGCGUGGCAUAAGGGGGGGAUUAUGAAGAAGGGGAGUAAGGGGUUUACGGUUGAGCAGGUUGCUGGGGCGGCGGGUGUGUUGGAGGAGAGGGCUAGGGAGAAGGGGGUCGAGAUGGAGGUUGUUGGGGUGGACAAGAGGCUUGAGGGGGUCAAGAUUCGGCCUGAUGCGGUUUUCCAGAAGAGGAAUGCGAGUUUGGCUGUGAGGCUUGCUGAGACUGCGCUGGAGAGGGUUGAUGAUGGAUUCAAGAGGGAUCCGGAGAGGUUGCCGAGGGCGUUUGUGGAGGGGUUGGAGGGGGUUGUUUGGAGGGGGCGGUGUGAAGUCAAGGACGAGGAGGCGGAGGCCGGUGUUAUGUGGUAUGUUGACGGGGCGCAUACGACGGAUAGUUUGCGGAUGGCGGCGAGGUGGUAUGUGGAUGAGAGUAGCAGCAGAGGGAAGAAGGGGCCGAGGGCGUUGGUGUUUAAUCAGCAGGGUCGGACGGAGGCGAUUGACUUCUUGGAUGGCAUGUAUGAGGCUAUUACGAGGGAGAAUGGGCGGGCGUUUGAGAGUGUGGUGUUUUGUACAAAUGUUACUUAUGCCCAGACUGGGUAUAAGCGAGACUUCGUCAACCACCAGUACGACGCCAAAGCCAUCGAGGCCAUGACGGUGCAGAGGCAGUUUGCAGAGCGCUGGUCCAAGCUGGAUCCCCACGCCGACGUGCGCGUGAUACCGACUAUCGAAGAAGCGUUGAACCAUGUCCGGAGCGUCGGUGAGGGUCUGCCCGAAGGCGAAAGCGUGCAGGCUCUUGUCACGGGGAGCUUACAUCUUGUUGGCGGCGCGCUGGGGAUCUUGGAGGGCGCAGAUGCGUUGUAG
Messenger RNA from Colletotrichum godetiae, 1371 nucleotides. RefSeq names its product Mur ligase. Gene Ontology annotation, molecular function: tetrahydrofolylpolyglutamate synthase activity; ATP binding. NCBI's taxonomy places the organism in Eukaryota, Fungi, Ascomycota, Sordariomycetes, Glomerellales, Glomerellaceae. Gene Ontology annotation, cellular component: cytoplasm; mitochondrion; cytosol. The coding region runs from base 1 to 1371 and encodes 456 amino acids. The record is from RefSeq and is a predicted model, not a curated record. The transcript has 2 exons. Gene Ontology annotation, biological process: tetrahydrofolylpolyglutamate biosynthetic process.